AUGGGUAUGUCUUCACUCACAAGCUACGCCAAUGAAGUCUUAGAAAAAUCAAACAUAACUAACACUCCAGCAUCGUACGAAAACCACAAAAGACCCGAGUUGGUGUCCUUUGACGAUAUCAACUACGAGAACUUUGACGAGGUUGAAAAGGCCAGAACUUCCAUGAUGAGAGAGCAGUGGAUCAGGAACCAGGAAUUGAGAAUCACUCACGACGCCUUGAGAAAGUGCAAGCAAUACCAUGGGCCAGACGCCCAGAAGAACUGUAGACCUUUGAUCUUGAAGUACAUGAAGAUGAUCGAGAGUUACCCAUUGCAAGGCUACUUGGGCUACCAGAAGAACGAUCCCUCUUUAUAA
This is a messenger RNA of Sungouiella intermedia, 354 nucleotides long. NCBI's taxonomy places the organism in Eukaryota, Fungi, Ascomycota, Pichiomycetes, Serinales, Metschnikowiaceae. The record is from the annotation of a GenBank genome assembly.